UCUUUAAUAAAGAGAAAGGGUUCCGGUUGAUAAAUUUUUUGAUAACUGCGACCCGUAUCACCCGCUUCCGUGUCGUUGCCCGAUUUCCGCGCCCGUUCCACCGACACGCCGCUUCUUUCUUUCCCCGCUCCCUCCGACCUCCCUCCCCCCAGGCCCCGUCCUCUUCUCCAACCUCUCCUCCAUUCGUCUCAUGGAGUUAAAGCUCUCGAAUCCUGCCCCCUCUUCUCCAUUUCCAUUCAAGGAGAAGAUCUUGAAGCCCUCGAUCCCUCGUCUCAUCGGCUUCCCAACGCCUACAACCAGGGGGAGACCCAACUUUGGAUCCCUUGCAUCAUCCUCGCUGGGGAUGAAGCUCCAUUCAAUCCGAAGCUCACCAAAGUUCGCGGGGGAGACAGAAAAGCUCCAUGCACGUGUUGGCAGAUACAAGACUCCAGAUGAGCAUCCUUUCUUCCCAGAAGAUUUGCCUGAACCUAUGUUGCCGCCAAUUCAAUAUCCAAAGGUUCUGCAUCUGGUUGCUGACAGCAUCAAUAUAAAUAAGAAGAUAUGGGGCAUGUACUUCAAUAGGCUACUUCCAAGAUUGGUUAAAGAAGGAAAUGAUGGAAACUGUGGAUCUAGUGCUGUUUGUGACACUAUGUAUUUGCAGGCUUUAUGCAGGCUCUGUCACUAUGGCAAGUUUGUGGCUGAGGCUAAGUUUCAAGAGGCACCUGAUGUCUAUGAACCUGCAAUAAAAGCACAGGAUGGGGCUCAGCUGUUGCAUUUGCUAACAUAUGCAGUAGAAACAGCAAUCAAGCAGAGAGUCGAAGUAAAGGCUAGAAUCUUUAGGCAGGAGGUGACUGUUGGUGAAAACAAUACUCUGCCGGUGUACAAAAUAGCACCUAAUUUAGUUGCUGAGCUUUACAGCUGCUGGAUUAUGCCCCUGACCAAGGAAGUUCAAGUGGAGUACUUGCUGAGGAGGCUGGACUAGAUGUGUGUUGCUGUAAACCACCAGCAUCUGAAACUAAUUUGGUAUAAAUAAAGAAAGCAGUUCAUGUUUAACCCUGCAUGUAGACGUACAAUUAAUCAAAUUAUGAUGUUGAUACUUGGAGACAAUGUUGCAGCUUCUUUUCUAUAGAACUCAAUGUAUUGGUUUGAAAUAUAUCUGUUAUUUAGUGCUGCUGUGUAUUUACUAUCGCAAUCCAGAACCUUAUUCAAAAAGAUUAGUUAGAAGAUAUUAUUUGAA
Messenger RNA from Elaeis guineensis (African oil palm), 1216 nucleotides. The record is from RefSeq and is a predicted model, not a curated record. Lineage: Eukaryota; Viridiplantae; Streptophyta; Magnoliopsida; Arecales; Arecaceae.